UCCUGCAUCCGUUCCAUGUACGGCGUAAGUACAGUUUGCUUAGUGCCGGGUCCACCGAUGUACCUGAGAGUGGCAUUGUCGGAAGGAGUCAGUGCCCCGCUAUACUUCUGGGUACCAUGCCUCGCGAGGGUACGCACCAUACGGAUGAGGGUUACAGUGGCCCUAUGUACGAAUACCUUAUGUACAACGUACUUCGUAGGUAACCGCGCAGCGCUAAGCUUCCCUGCUUCCCCCCCAACGUCGCCCCCUUACCCCUUAGCACUCCCCUUCAGCGCCCUAUCACUUCAGGGGAAAGCAGCAGAGCUGACACCGUACUACGCACUCCUGCGUCAAAUGUCGGAGGGAGCCCCUAAAAGACCAGUGAACCGACCGCUGAUCUGGUACCAAGUGGACGAAGGAAGAAGUGGAUUUCUCCUUCUGCUUCUUCUUGUUCUCUUCUUCUGUUCCUUGGUCCUUGGUCCUUGGUCCACAGUUCACCUCCCCGAGACAGAUCGACGCACGCCGUCUGGCUGGCUAGGAGGGUUGGUCGUCGGCAGUUCCUUGCUUUGUCAGAUCCUCCCGUGUCGAUCCGCCGCCGUCAUUGGGGAAUCUUGGGAUCACUGGUCCGGUCGGAGGUCGGUUUUCUUUCGUCUUCGUCGUCUCCGAAUCUGUGGCUAUCAAGUCGCCAACGCCGAAGGAUAUGAAACAAAAAGCAGACAGCAGAACUGGUAGGGCACGGUAGGCCAAAAGGUGAAGCUGAAACACUUUGACGUGUGUUGGCGUUGUCUGUCACAAAUGGAAU
Messenger RNA from Sodiomyces alkalinus F11, 781 nucleotides. RefSeq lists its product as hypothetical. The record is from RefSeq and is a predicted model, not a curated record. Bases 334 to 711 code for a protein of 125 amino acids. NCBI's taxonomy places the organism in Eukaryota, Fungi, Ascomycota, Sordariomycetes, Glomerellales, Plectosphaerellaceae. The transcript is spliced from 2 exons.